GCGGGAAUGUUCAAAAAUGAGUACCAGGGUGGUGCAUUUGUUGAAAUCUUUAGUGCUCAGGGGAAAAAUCCUGGAGCCAAAUGGAAGAUCCUUGGCAGUCCGUCUGUAAUUUGGAAAGAGUUUGAUAAAGAAGUUAAAAGUUUUGUGUUUGUCCUGGAAGGCAGCAGCCAAACAAACAAAAUUCAGUUACCAAAGGAGACUAAACAAAUCCUUGGACUGAUCCAGAGGUUUCUUGUACUUCAGAUUUACAUACCCCUGGGACAAGACUUCUCCACCGAAUUGCUAAUUACUGAUUUAGGGAAUAUCAAAAGAAGAUUGUAUUUAUCAACGGUCCAUAAGGAACUGUCCUCAACUCCUCUUCAUGCAAAAAUCCCACUCUUCAUGAUCAAGCGCAAAAUUUGGUGUAAUCUGUGCAUUGACUUAGUGGCAUUUACCAGUGAAAUAUUCAAGGGAGCAGUUUUCCAGUCCUUGGAUGGAAUUAUUGUCUCAGCUAACUGUAAGCUACGAAAGAUUUUCACUUUGAAAUCAAAGCCUCAAGACACUGCUGAUAAAGAUGCUGGAUAUGGUGUUCCCUUUCCAACAGAUGAACCUACAGAUAUUAUUCCACGAAGCUGCCAACUAACAACAGAUGUUCCUCAAGUCACACAGCUGCUAAACAUGACUAAACUCCGCCAAACUGAGAUAAAAUUUGGAGGUCAUCCUCUCCGUUCAGCAGAAUCAGAUCAGUUCAUUAACAGAGGAACAGGGAGUGUGCGAAAUAGUAAAAACCAAGAUGUUUGUCAUAUCGCCUUUGGAUCCAAAGUUCUUGGACCACCUCCACUCUCUGGCAGAAGGAAUAACAUGAGGACAUCCAGUGAGACAGUAAAAUCCACAGGGUCUAAAAAUAGCCGAUCGUGCCAGCAGUCUAUGGUAGAGAAGAGUGUUAAUAGUACAGAAAUGUCUGCCUUGUUGAUAUCUGAGUCUGAAGAGCAAGGAGAUAAAGAAAAUAUUCGCCAAACAAAACAGGCUGUACCUACUCAUGCCAAUCUGCAUAUUAUGCAUCCGCAUCCCCCUCAAGAACCAUCAACAGAUAAGAAUAAUAGCAAGAGAAGAUUACGGUUAAAAAGCACCAGCAGAGAAAGGACAGAGACACCCAGCGGCAGAUCUUCAAGAAAUAACAGGAAUGAAGAUGAAGAAACAACUACCCCCACCACUGUGUCCCAGCAACAAGAAGAAGCAUCUCAGCCCAGCACUGUGGAACCCCAGUCUCCUGACCAAGCAGAUGAAUGGAUAUUUCCUGAGAAGGGUGAACAUUUGGCAUCCAGUAGACACUCUCUGCUCCUGGAUGAGGAUUCCAGCUACACUGCACACCUGUUGCAAGAAACCAGCAAGGAAAAUGAGCUUGACCAACAGGCAGAGGAAACCCAGAUUGUGCCAAUAGACAUUUUCACUUUUUCAUCAAGACCACGAUCAGCUCCCCAUGGAAAGACUCAGAGCAUGUCUCCAGAAGGUGGCUCACUUAGUUUAGAUCUAAACAAGGAGACAAACAUCAGCAUGACAAAUACAGACACUCAACUGGAAGAUGAUUUCUAUGGCAGUGACUGCAGCGAGGAGGGUAACCACAGUGUCCAGGGUUCUCCUGGCCUGACAUCUAGUUCUUCAGGGUUAAUUCAGUUAACAGUUGAGAGCACGCUGGGGAAAGCUGCAAGGUGGACCAAAAAAGAAUAUCUAAACAGUGCACGCACAGAAACAGGAGCACCAGGAAACCAGAAUUCUUUCAUGAAGCAAAUAGAUAGAAAUGGCUUUGAAGCAAAUUUGGUGCCUACACCAGGCCUUUCUCCCCCUGGAAAAAGGAGUGAAUUCUCUCAGAAAACUGCAGAUCCCAUUAUUAAAGCAAAGGACCUACUGGCCUUUCAAGUGCCGGCUUCAAUAAACCAAACCUCCCUGAAGGAAAUAUCAGGGGAGAACUUGAAACCAAUUCCUCGUGUACCUGAAUAUGACUGGAGAAACUAUCAGCCCAGCCAGAUGAGUGAAUCUGAGUUGCAGAUGCUGGCAAGCCUGCGACGGCAGCAGAAUGAAGAACUAGAGGACACAGGGCCUUCCCAUGGCCUGAGUGCAUCCCAGGUUGACAACUGCAAUGUCAGCAUAAGUAGCAGCAGUGAUGAUACAACCACUUGGAACUCUUGCCUGCCACCACCUGUCAACCAGGGCCGUCAUUAUCAGAAAGAAAUGAAUCCACCUUCUCCUUCUAACCCCAGGGACUGGUUAAAUAUGCUGAGCCCACCAAUUGUUCCUCCCAGUCAACAGCCAGCAGAGCAGCAUCCAGAUUCUUCUGGAAGUUUGAGUGCUCAAGGUGAAGAAGACCCAAGUGUGGAAGAGGAUGAGGAAGUGCUGACUCUGCUGUAUGACCCAUGUCUGAACUGUUACUUUGACCCCCAGACUGGGAAAUACUAUGAGUUGGUGUAAUCUCUCCUUCCAGGGCAAAACAAGGGCUACCCCAACGUGGAGCUGUGUCUGUUGGGCAGUCCCAAGAAAGCAAAAUUAACAGGAAUGGAUUUAU
Messenger RNA from Sorex fumeus (smoky shrew), 2539 nucleotides. It is a transcript of the gene CFAP20DC, whose product is annotated as CFAP20 domain containing. Lineage: Eukaryota; Metazoa; Chordata; Mammalia; Eulipotyphla; Soricidae. The coding region runs from base 7 to 2445 and encodes 812 amino acids. The transcript has 17 exons. The record is from RefSeq and is a predicted model, not a curated record.